AUGACAGACAGGAAGAAUCCUCAAAUGCGUCGUCAAGCUCCUCGAGACGCCAACUCUGACUCUGGAUCAAAUGAUGAUAGAAAAGUAGUACCUUUGUUCAACACCUCGAAUGCUAGCACAAAAAGCUCCUCUUCGGAUACAAGAGAUGAACGAAAGUCUUCAGCCAACUUAUCGGAUGCAAUCACCGAGAGUUUGAAUCAAACCAUGCAAGAAAAGUCUAUGCAUCAAGGACGAAGAUGGACAAAGUACCACAUCAAACGACGACGAUGCAACUGGUUUUACUCGAAAGAAUCAAGGCCGUUUCUUCGCUACCUGCUGGUCCGUCUACCAUCACUUAUCAACCUGGCAAGGAAGCACACUACUUCCGCUCACUUCAGAGACACGAACGCUGAAACGAUGGCCUUGCCCCCGCCUGCUUUCGAUUGGGAGUCCGCUCCUGUGAUCCUGGACCUCGUCCCGCGCAUAGACAACAUGCCGACGCUCGUAUACGAUCCAACUCAACCCCGUAGAAACUUUCGGCUCAGGGCGGUUGCCAAUGUCAACAUUACGAUUGACGGUCCUUAUGAUCAGCAAGGAAACGAUCAUGGUAGCGACUGGACCAUCCACUGGACUGAAUAUGGAAAUGUCGCCUCUCUUCAACCUGGUCCCGGUACACGCAUCUCAUUGCCUCCCCACACCUCAGACGGGGCACCUCAGCCAGGAACAUACCAGCUUCGAAUCCGUACUUACUUGGAUGGCUUAUUGAUGCAAGAUCUUCGUGUCAAUCUGGUUCUCAAUCUGGCUGUGGAAAACACCAUGGCUCCAAAACCGAUGGGAACGGAUGACGGUCCUCAUGGCGGCGGUACCGGAGGAGGCGUCGGUCAGGGUCGAUUGCCUCCUAUUGAAACGCUUUCACGCAAUUCGAACUACUGCGCUACGCCAGCGCCUACGGCUUCUAGCCAGGUCAAGAAGAGACUCAAUCGCCUCAAUAAAAUGUCACGUUUU
Mesorhabditis belari is the source of this 984-nucleotide messenger RNA. NCBI's taxonomy places the organism in Eukaryota, Metazoa, Nematoda, Chromadorea, Rhabditida, Rhabditidae. The record is from the annotation of a GenBank genome assembly.